AGGGAAGAAGGAAGAAGAGAGAAGAGGAGGAGAGGGAGGAGGAGGAGGGAGGUGGCGGCGCCGUGGCGGAGGAGCAGGAGCAGGAGGGGGAUGGAGAGGAGAAGGCUCCUGGGUGGCAUGGCGCUCCUGCUCCUCCAGGCGCUGCCCAGCCCCCUGUCAGCCAGGGCUGAACCCCCGCAGGAUAAGGAAACCUGCGUGGGUACCAACAAUCAAAGCUACAUCUGUGACACAGGACACUGCUGUGGACAGUCUCAGUGCUGCAACUACUACUAUGAACUCUGGUGGUUCUGGCUCGUGUGGACCAUCAUCAUCAUCCUGAGCUGCUGCUGCGUGUGCCACCACCGCCGAGCCAAGCACCGCCUUCAGGCCCAACAGCGGCAACAUGAAAUCAACCUGAUCGCCUACCGGGAAGCCCACAAUUACUCAGCGCUGCCAUUUUAUUUCAGGUUUUUGCCAAACUAUUUACUACCUCCUUAUGAGGAAGUGGUGAACCGACCUCCAACUCCUCCCCCACCAUACAGUGCCUUCCAGCUCCAGCAGCAGCUGCCUGCACAGUGUGGCCCUACAGGCGGCAGCCCCCCGGGCGCCGACCCCACCAGGGGCUCUCAGGGGGCUCAGAGCAGCCCCUUGUCCGGGCCCAGCAGAAGCAGCACGCGACCCCCGAGCAUCGCUGACCCUGAGCCCUCCGACGUGCCAGCAGACCCAGCAGCCACCAAAGCCCCCGGGUUGGAGCCCAGUGGCUCUGUGGCCGGCCUGGGGGAGGUGGACCCUGGGGCCUUCCUGGACAAGGAUUCCGAAUGUAAGGAGGAGCUGCUGAAAGAAUACAGCUCCGAGCAGGGCGGUGCCCUCCCUGACAGCAAAGACAAGACGCCCGGCAGACGUCGCCGCUUCACAGGUGACUCUGGCAUCGAGGUGUGUGUGUGCAACCGGGGCCACCAUGAUGACGACCUCAAAGAGUUCAACGCGCUCAUCGACGAUGCUCUGGAUGGGCCCCUGGACUUCUGUGACAGCUGCCACGUGCGGCCCCCUGGCGACGAGGAGGAAGGGCUCUGCCAGCCCUCUGAGGAGCAGGCCCAGGAGCCCGGGCACCCUCACCUGCCGCGGCUGCCUGCCUGCCUGCUGCUGAACACCAUCAACGAGCAGGACUCCCCAAACUCCCAGAGUAGCAGCUCCCCAAGCUAGAGCAGGCCCUGCCUGCGCCCGAGAACUUGGUGACACAACCAGGGUAGGGGAGAACCAUGAGCGAAGCAUUAAGUGACUGU
This is a messenger RNA of Lipotes vexillifer (Yangtze River dolphin), 1262 nucleotides long. It is a transcript of the gene WBP1L, whose product is annotated as WW domain binding protein 1 like. The coding region runs from base 91 to 1182 and encodes 363 amino acids. Lineage: Eukaryota; Metazoa; Chordata; Mammalia; Artiodactyla; Lipotidae. The transcript has 4 exons. The record is from RefSeq and is a predicted model, not a curated record.